Linum tenue is the source of this 1429-nucleotide messenger RNA. Lineage: Eukaryota; Viridiplantae; Streptophyta; Magnoliopsida; Malpighiales; Linaceae. The record is from the annotation of a GenBank genome assembly.
AAAUAGACCACCAAAGGCUUCUUCUUUUUCUUCCAGCCGCUUCCCCAUCUCGGCCUUUAUAUCGAAGAGAAGACCCAGCUGGCUUUCCUUGGAUUUUUCUAUCUUUCACGCUCCUUGCCAUCCCCACCAAAUUUCUUAGCAGAGCCCUGAAUUUCUUCCCUUCCGAGAUGGGUUUCCCUUUCUCGAAACAACCCUUCACUUCCUUCUCCUUCUUCUACUACUGUAUUUUGGCUGCUCUUUGUUUGGGGCUCUUCGUUUCGCCAUCAUCAUCAGCAGAUGUGACCAAUUUGAUCUUCAAGGGCUGCUCCGACCAGAAAUUCCAGGACCCAUCUGGGAUCUCGGCUCAAAACCUCAAGGACCUCUUCCAAUCCCUGGUGUCGCAGUCCGCACAGAAGCCCUACUCCACCGCCUCGUCCGGCGCCGGGGCUGCCGCCAUCAACGGGCUCUACCAAUGCAGGGGAGACCUCUCCACGGCCCAGUGCUACGACUGCGUCGGCCGGAUUCCGGACAAGUUCGACAGGCUCUGCGGCGGCGGGGCGCCGUCGGUGGCGGCCAGGGUCCAGCUCGCCGGCUGCUACCUCAAGUACGAGGUGGCCGGGUUCAAGCAGACCCCGGAGACCCAGCUUCUGUUCAAGGUGUGCGGGUCGACGACGGCCGCCGGAGAUGGGUUCCAGCAGAGGAGGGACGCCGCGCUGGAUGCGAUGGCGAACGGGCUGAAAUCGGGAGGCGGGAACGGGGUUUUCGCGACGGGGAGUUAUCAGUCGGUGUUCUACUUGGCGCAGUGCGAGGGGGAUUUGUCCGGCGGGGGAGGAGGAGAGUGCGGGAACUGCGUGAAGAGCGCGGUGGAGGCGGUGAAGACGCAGUGCGGCGGGUCAAUCGGCGGGCAGGCGUAUCUGAACAAGUGCUACGUUAGCUACACUUACUACCCCAACGGUGUACCGAUCAUCGAUAACACCUCAGGUGGAGGAGGAGGGAAGCCGCACACGGCGAGGACGGCGGCGAUAGUGGUGGGGGGAGUGGCGGCGGUGGGGUUUCUGGUGGCGUGCUUGUUGUGCGUGAAGUCGGCAUUGAAGAGGAAUCGUGGCGGCGGCGGUGGUGGUAAGCAUGGACACGGCGGCGGCGGAGGAGGGUGGAACUGACAGUGUUGGAGAAAUUUUCCUUUCACACUGCCCUUUUCUUCCCACAUAAAAUUGUUUAGUUAAUUAAUGAUUAACCAAGCAUAUUUUUCUGAUGUUUUGUUACAUAGUUUGAUGAUGAAAAAGCCUACAUCUGUUUAUAGACCAUGAAUGAAAUUUAAUUUUAGAUAUGAUAGUUACGGUUAGGGUUGGAAGUUUGGUACCGGUAUUUGGGAUAUACCGAAUACCGUACCGAAUUUGUCUAUAUUUGGUAUUACCGAAUACACGUAUUAUUUUGUGGGAUUGGGAUUGGG